Molecule: messenger RNA, 264 nt
Organism: Triticum turgidum subsp. durum (durum wheat)
Lineage: Eukaryota; Viridiplantae; Streptophyta; Magnoliopsida; Poales; Poaceae
Source: the annotation of a GenBank genome assembly
AUGCAGAUGCUUCAAGAACAUAAUCGAACUCUAAUGGGGGAGAGAUUAUCAAACUUAGGUGUCAAUGACUUGUGUUUAUUGGAAAAUCAACUGGAGCAGAGCUUACGUUGUAUGAGAGAGAAGAAGGGAUAUAUAUUCCAUCAACAGAAUAUUCAACUCUCCGAGGAAAUAAAGCUUAUCCAUGAACGGAACUUGGAACUAAAGAACAAGCUUUAUGGUGCAACAUGUUACCCUCCAACGCAGAGUAUAUAUGAAAAGUAUUAA